This is a messenger RNA of Aspergillus pseudotamarii, 1533 nucleotides long. RefSeq names its product glycosyl hydrolase family 79 C-terminal domain-containing protein. The record is from RefSeq and is a predicted model, not a curated record. Lineage: Eukaryota; Fungi; Ascomycota; Eurotiomycetes; Eurotiales; Aspergillaceae. The transcript has 5 exons. The coding region runs from base 1 to 1533 and encodes 510 amino acids.
AUGGUGCUCACUCACCUCAUUUUUCUGGCUACUACUACAGCGAAGUUCGUAGCUGCACUGCCUUUGGACAGUAACACGCCGCCAUUGCCUCCCUCAGAUGUGCACUUCAACGUUCAGCAAGCGGCUGCAGAUGCCGUGCCUUUGAAUAAACAGCUGAUGGGGCUGUCCAUUGAAUUUGGGAACGCAGUCGACUAUUUUGGCGACGUGGACAAUCCCAAUGCCUUUUCGAAACAACUUCUACAGAACGUCGUCGAUCGGUCUCAAAAUCCGGCUGUCCUACGCAUAGGUGGCAAUACUCAAGAUCGAGCUAGCUUUUGCGAGAACUGUACCCAGACAAUGAGUAGCCUCGUGCUAAACGACCCGAACGACCCCAAGGGGACCGAGGCAGUCAAGGUCACGUUCAACAAGAACUUAUUCAAUGUCCUGACGGACAACGUGCCAGCGGGAACUCCGAUCAUUUUCGGGCUCAAUUUUCGCAACAACAGCUACAGCCUGGCUCAAGCUGAGAUCGAUGGUGCCUUCAAGUACCUCAACCAAGAUGUGGUUAUGGCGUACGAACUAGGCAAUGAAGUGAACCUCUAUGGAGACUUUCGACCGCCAGACUACGACGUGAAUGAUUAUGCCAGUCAAAUGCGUGAAUGGAUACCACGUCUCAGGGCUCGCUCGUCGGCUGCUUCGAGCUUCCAGUUCCCAUCAUUUGCAGGCCCGGAAUUAUUCAAGCCGGAUAUGAGUAUCUCGGAACUAGUGAGAUUGGGCGUACCACAGUCCAUUCCCGGAAUUGAAUACUUCUCUGUCCAUGGCUAUCCUUGGAAUAUAUGCACGGACAAAGACGCAGCUAAAGUCGACCUAAGAAACCUCCUCGACCACCAACAAACCCUAGACCUCCUUGAUCAAUAUAGCAGCCAAAUAUCCGCCGCAAAGCCACUCGGAAAGAUGAUGCACAUGGGCGAAACCGGCUCGGUUGCAUGCCACGGAAAGGACGGGGUAUCAAAUACGCUUGGAGCAGCACUCUGGCAAUUGGACUACGCACUCAGCGGAGCCACAGCUGGAAUUGAUCGUUUCUUCUUCCAUAAUGGUAAAGGCGACUUCUACUAUUCUACCUGGGAGCCAUUGCCGACGGAGACAUCGCCAGUUCCCCAUAUUAACCCUACCAUGCUCUUCAUUGCGGAUCUCGUAGCAGAUCUCAAUGCUCCCAGGGUUGCGCCAAUCCCAUCGCUUGAUUCUAGUUCCGCUGUGCAUUUUGCUAUUUACGACAAUGAUGAGAUCCAGAAGCUUGUUCUCCUGAAUAUGGAUUAUUUUAACGAGACAACUCCCCGAUCGAGUAAGGAGUUCAACGUUGCCUCUAGUCUUGGGUCCAAGUUCAAGGUCAGACGCUUGACGGGCCAAAGUUCCGAUGCAAGAACUGGCGUGACCUGGGCUGGUCAGAGUGUUGAUGGGAGCGGUGGGAUCACAGGCGACUUGAACAUUGAGAGUGUCUCGACUGGUAUCGUAACCCUGCUUGCUUCGGAGGCUGUCAUAGUAGAACGGGGGUGA